CGGAUACUGUCUCUUAUACACAUCUAGAUGUGUAUAAGAGACAGGAUAGAGAGAGAGAGAGGAGGCGUAGGAGGGGAAGAAAGGAGAGGAGAAAGAAGCAGAAGAGGGGACGUGGAGGGCACAGAGAGAGACAGAGAGUGUGUGUGAGAGAUAGUGUGUGUGUGUGUCUGAGAGAGAGAGUGUGUGUCUGAGAGAGAGAGAGAGAGAGAGAAAGAGAGAGAGAGAGAGAGAGAGAGAGAGAGAGAGAGAGAAGGAUGACUAGCCGCAAUUCCAUUCUAGUAAACACGGCGACCGCCUCCUCAUCCCUGCAGGAGAUCAAUCUAUUGGCUCAAGCCGUGAUUACCACGGAUGCGAGCGUGCUUGAUAACAACCAAGCUACAGCGGCAGCGAAACGUCGGCUGAGCGCGAUGAUGGGCAUAGGCGGCGGGGGGCCUGUGACACAGGUCGGGGUCGGCGGAGGAGAUGGGUUGGGAAUGACAUUCGGAACGGAGGGGGGAAUAGGGGAGCAAGGAGGAGGAGGAGGAGGAGGAGGAGGAGGAGGAGGAGGUGGUGGUUUCGAAGGGGGGCGGGGAGGAGGAGGAGGAAUAGGAAGAGGGGGGGGUAUUGGGAGAACGAGAUCACCGGACAUCACAGACAGCUUUGAUGGAACAGCGUUGACGUCAACGAUGGCGGGAGGAGGCAUGCGGCUGUCUCUCCCAGGCAAUCCCUUCCAACGAUUACCCCAAAGGCCCAAAACGGCUGAUGUUUUGAGGAAAGCCAUAAAGAAAUACCUCAGGAAAAUGGCUGAUCAAGUCGCUCAGCAGCAACCACAGGUGGAAGUAGUAAUGAAGGUAGAGGGUGAGCAGCCUGCUACCUCCACUCCUACUGCUCCUCUGACUGCUACUCACCGAAGGAAGAAGGAGAUUCAGGAAAGAUUGCAGCAGGAACAGACCCUGCUUGACGAGUUGGAGAGACAGGAGGCAGCCGAGCUAGAGGCUGCAACGGAUGCUUCGCGAAAGGAGUAUCUGUUGGAGCAGCUAGGCAAGGCUGUGUCUGAUGAACGUUGUGCACAGGUGACAAGGAAUCUGGCGGAAUGGGCCAUUCUGGAACACAAAACCACCAGCUCCUAUUUCACUAACUGGGAUGACUGCAUGGGUCGUCUCGAGCACAGGGUGGAUGACAUGGCAGCUCAGCAGUCCAAGAUCCUGACAGCAAUCCAAGAUCUGACUGCUCAGCUGACAGCAGCCAAACUGAUUGUUCCCCAGUCUCCUGCCUCCUCAUUGAAGCUUAAAGCUUCUUCUCCUCCUUCAACCCCUACUGGUUCAUGCCAUUCUUCCCCUUCACCACCUCCUUCCCAAAAAGCCACAGCCCAACCAUCUUAUGCAGCUGUUGCUGCAGGAGACCAAAGAGGUCCCAAGAUCCCAGCUCCCAACAAGUUCAGAGGGGAUGACCCAAAGACUGAUGUUGGGGACUGGGCUGCUGGGACCAAGGCCUACUUGAGGGGCUUUGUCUGUGCAGAACAGACUAAGGUGGCUACGAUUCUGGGGCUGCUGGAGGGACCCGCCUUGAAGUGGGCCACCUCAACCUCCAGCAGUCUGCAGCAGUCCAUGGAGGACUGGGCUUUUGGGCUAGGGGUGGACAGACUUAUGCAGGCCCUAGAGGACCGCUUUGCAGACAAGGAGCGGGCCUGCAAAGCUGCUGACAAGAUUGCUCGCUUGCGACAGCAGCGCUACAGCAGUACCCAGCAAUCCUUGUUUGUAGAGUUCGAGCAACUUACCUCUACCCCUGGGUUGGUCAUCUCCACUGAUGAUCUGCUAACCAACUUCUGCAGGGCAGCGCUUGAGAAGUUUGUUGGUUGCACAGUGUUUAGCAAAGUCGACCUCAAAUCUGGGUACCACCAGAUUGAGAUGGUUGAGGAGGAUGUCUAUAAGACAGCCUUCAAGACCAGGUAUGGUACUUACGAGUUCCUGGUUAUGCCAUUUGGACUUUGCAACGCCCCAGGUACCUUCCAGACAGAGAUGCACCGCAUCUUCAGGCCUUACCUGGACAAGUUCAUGGUUGUCUACAUGGAUGACAUCCUGGUAUUCAGUCGAACUGCUAGGGAGCAUGCGGAGCACUUGACUUUGGUCCGUCAUUCGUUACACGACAACCAGUAUAAGAUUAACAGGGAGAAGUCCUCUUUUGGAGUUCCCUCUGUCAUCUAUCUGGGUCGCGUAAUCUUUGGAGAUGGCCUGGCUCCUGAAGCAACAAAGAUAGCUGCUAUUCAGAAGUGGCCUCAGCCUCAGACAGUGAGGGAUGCCAGGUCCUUCAUGGGUUUGGCCUCAUACUACAAAAAGUUUGUCAGGAACUUUUCUGCAGUGGUUGUACCCCUGACCAACCUAACAAAGAAAGACACUCCUUUUCUUUGGUCCCUCCACUGUCAGUUGGCCUUCACACGACUCAAGAAGGUUUUGACUCGUGCGCCAGUGCUGAAGUUGCCUGACCCCACUUUGCCAUUCAUCCUGACCACUGACGCUAGUCAGUAUGGCAUUGGGGCAGUUCUUCAGCAGGAUGAUGGGAAUGGUCUACGACCUAUAGAGUUUAUGAGUAAGAAGAUCAAAACUCAAAAGAUGCAGGACUCCACCUACGAGAAAGAGCUAUAUGCUCUUGUCUGUGCUUUGAAACAUUGGAAGCACUUUCUCAUGGAAAGACACUUCAAGAUCUUCUCAGAUCACUCCACCUUGCAGUGGAUGAAGUCCCAGGGAGAGCUGAACGAUAAGUUGGCACGGUACAUUCAGUUCAUAGACAUGUUUGACUUUCAAUUGAAACAUAAGAAGGGCUGCUACAGCAAGGUAGCAGACACCCUCUCUCGUAGGCCUGAUUCUUUCGCAUUGAUCUCCUCUACUCACUCCUUUGGAGAGGAGACCCGUCAGACCAUUGCUCAUCUACUGCCUCAGGACCCGACUUUUGGACCCAUAGUCAGGAAUCUGCAAGCAGAUCCCAACUCUGAACCAGGCUAUGCUCUGAGUUCAGAUCUGUUGUACACCUCCAGCAGAGGGGAGGAGCGCUUGUGCAUUCCCCAGGACCAGCGGCUCAGGACACUGCUGAUGUCAGAGUGUCAUGACGCUCGUGGACAUUUUGGGUUCCUAAAGUCAUAUGCAACCCUGUCGCAGCGCUUCUUCAGGAAGGAGAUGCGGAGUGAUAUGCUGCGCUAUGUGGAAACCUGCGAGCUCUGCCAGAGGAAUAAGGUCCAGCGUAGGCCCCCUUUGGGACUGCUCAAACCCUUACCCAUACCUGAUGGCCCUGCGGAAUCUGUGUCGAUAGACUUCACAGAUUUAGGCAAGACCACCCCUCGUGGCAUGCGUCAGGUUAUGGUCUGUGUGGACAGCUUCUCCAAAUACGCAGAGUUCAUCCCCUUGCCAGAAGUGGCCAGAGUUCCGGCUGUGAGAGCAACCUUUUCAGAGAGGUGGAGAAUGGAAUAGGGGAACUGCUCUCUGAACUCU
This is a messenger RNA of Chara braunii, 3461 nucleotides long. NCBI's taxonomy places the organism in Eukaryota, Viridiplantae, Streptophyta, Charophyceae, Charales, Characeae. The record is from the annotation of a GenBank genome assembly.